This is a messenger RNA of Ylistrum balloti, 10728 nucleotides long. Its product is annotated as protein PRRC2C-like. The record is from RefSeq and is a predicted model, not a curated record. Lineage: Eukaryota; Metazoa; Mollusca; Bivalvia; Pectinida; Pectinidae. Gene Ontology annotation, biological process: cell differentiation. Bases 132 to 8522 code for a protein of 2796 amino acids. The transcript has 38 exons.
UCGGUCCUUGUAGGGAUUUUAUUAAGGAUUACCUAUAGUCUUUUGACAUCACCCAAGCGAACGGACCUGUUUUUUAACGGUUCGUUCAUAGGGUAAGAGGGAGAAAAAUCUUCAAUGACUGCUAAGGCAAGAUGUCCUCACUCUCGGGGUUAGGUAAAGGUGACAGAGGAAGGGGAAAGUACAAAUCUAUAGAUAUAAAUACCCUGUAUCAAGGCAAAAGUGUACCAGCACAAAAAUCUACCGUUACUCGUCAGCAUGGGUUACAAAGCCUGGGUAAAGUGGCAAAUGUGCGGCGCAUGCCGCCUCCGGCCAACUUACCAAGUUUGAAAAGUGAAAACCUCGGAAACGACCCAAACAUCACUCUUGUUCCAACUGGAGGAUCAGGAUGGGGCACAAAGGAGAAAGAGCAGGAGAAGCAGAACACCAGUACGAAUCAGCAGCCAUCGUCGCAGCCGCAGCAGGCUACCACACAGUCAUCGGGGCAGAACGUCAGCAGUCAGGCAGGUGUUGCUGGGGGCACAAAUAUUGCAGCAACAUCAGUAUCAACACCAACAACAACAGCAGCAGCAGGGGCAACGGGCAAGCCAUCAUGGAGCAGUGUAACAGUUGGGGACACAGCAAAGGGCAAUGUUGUCAGUCACCAAUCACCAAUGUUUCAGGAGGAGUUUCCAACGUUAAAAUCAGCAGAGGACAAAAAAGAUGGCAAGAAAGAAGACGAACCACCUUCUCAGGUUGUUACAAAAGAUUUACCAUAUGGACCAGGGCCAAGUUUACGACCUCAAAAUGUCGGGAGUUGGCGAGAAGGAGGAGGACGUGGCGCUAUGCAGCAGCAGCAGCCCAAACCAGACACACCAUCAUCUCAGUCUUCUCCACAGCCAAGCCAGACAGAAACACAACAGAAUGGCCCCCCGACGUCCGGUGGCCCACCACCUUCCAGUGGGGCUGAAAGCCCUGGGACCCAGCAAGCGCCACCCAGGCCUGGGUCCAACCAAGGUCCUGGUACUCAGGGGCCAAUGCCCAUGGGGCCACACAUGGCCAUUCCCCCACAGUAUAGGAUGAUGCCACCCUAUAUGUAUGGAAGAUUUCCACCAGGGUACCCACCAAACUAUUCAGGAAUGCCACGACCUCCUUACCCAUAUGACUCAAGAUUCAGACACCCCGGGCCAAUGCAGAUGCAACAGAGGCCUCCAUUAGACAGCAGUGAAGAAGGAUACAAGAGGCCCCCGGUUAUCACGGACAAAGACCUGAAAAGCUUUGACAACAUGAGAUUGGACAAAAGUGAUGAGGGCUGGGCUGGUGCCCAGGGAGACAUUGACUACUCAGAAAAACUUGUGUUCAGUGAUGACGAGGACAGCAAUGAAGGCAGACGUCGAGAGAAAAAGAAGCAGCAGGAGCAGCCUGACCACUCUGGCAAAGCUAAGGCAAGUGGUGAUAACGACGAGGAAAAGGACAGAGAUGAAAUGUCCAAGGGGGAACAUGGUCCACCUAUGUCUAGAGAAGCUUGGAGCCAAGGACAGAUACCACCCCAAUAUAGAGGACAACCACGACCACCACACCCAGGCAUUGAUGGGCGAUGGCAGAUGCCCCCUUAUGAUUUUAUGGGGCCACCUCCAAGGGGACCCCCUUAUCCACCACCUUAUAGGGUACCUCCUGGUGCACCUCCUCAGCGACCACCUUUCCCACAACAGCAACAACCUUCCAUGCCACCGAUGAGUUCAGCCAGUACACCCUCUCAGCAGCAACAGCAGUCUUCUGCAACUCCACAAACACCAAGUCCUGGGCAAAGUCCAAGCCCAGGUCAGGCCCAGGGCCGUGAACGAGAGAAAAAACACUCUGGUGGUGGAGAUGAGGAUGACGAGCACUGGCGUCAGAAACGUCAGCAGAGAAAUGAGGAAAUGUCUAAUGCCAUUGAGAGGGCUAGACAGAGGAGAGAGGAGGAAGAAAAGAAGAUGGAAGGAGAGCGCAAGGCAGCUGCUGCUGAAAAAUUGCGACAAUUAGAUGAAAGAACUAAGAAAAAGGAUGGAAAACUUUCAGAAUCUGACACUGAUUCACACACUGAGUCCACACAGGCAGAGUCUCAGAAGUCUGAGGGAAGGACCAGCAGGACACCAAGUGAGAGUAGUGAGAAGGAGGGACGGGAACGAUCCUACAGUCGCGAGCAUAAGUUUUCACCAGCUGAACAGCAACCAAGUAAGAGUGGAUCACGAGCAGUGCCACCACGCUUCCAGAACAAACAGCAACAGCAACAGCAGCAACCAACUGAAAACACAAUGAGGCAGCCGCAACCAACGCAACAACAGCCAGGAUCUCCCCAGCCACAUCCAGGGCAGAUGAGACCAGGUCAAGGACCUCCACCACCCUGGGGACCAUACCCAUGGCCUCCAGGAAUGCCAAUGCCAUUUAUGGAUCCAAACUUUCCAAGGCCACCAAUGCCAAUGCAAGGUAUGCCUAUGUAUCCAAUAAGAAGAAGGAAUGAUUCGCAUGGUUCUGGAACAGAUAGCCAGGACAAUGAAGGGCGCCAGGAACCAUUUGAUCGUGAUCCCAGAGCUGAUCCCAGAACGUGGAGCAGCUACUCAAUGGCACAUGGACAUCCAGGACAGUAUGAUGGGCGACCUAGUCCAUUCUAUGACCGCAUGUAUCAGGAGUAUGAACGAAACCUUUUGGACUAUAAUGACAGGAGGGAACAUGACAGGAGAGAGCGUGAAAAGCAGGAAAAGUUAAGCUAUGAUGAUGACAAAGAAUAUGAUGCAGAAGAAUCUGAGGAAUCCUCUAAGGAACCAGACCGGGAACGUCCACCCAGAGUACAGAGGGACCCAUUUGAUGAUACCCCAGAUCAGGGAGACCAUCGAGACCAUGACUGGUCACCCCAACCAAGAGAGGAGAAACCAAAGAAAGAGGAGAGGUCUAGAAAAGAAGAACAUCGCGAGAUGAAAGAUCAUGAUGCUCGAGUUUCAGAGCAUGAACAAGAACAUAAAGAAAAGAUAGAAAAGCCCACAAGGGAUCGUGAUCAUCGGGACAAAGAUCACCGUCGUGGUGAGGAGAAAGAAAUGUUUCGAAACAAGGAUGCCCCAUGGGGCCACCCCAGACAGCCUGCACCAAGUAGGAAUGAAUAUGACCGCUUUCCUGGAGUUUUACGCAGCAUGGAUGAUGGAGGAAGACAUUAUAGCAAAAGAGAACACCCCAGCUGUCCACCGCCCAUCACCCCACAGCAGUCGCAGCAGAAUAUGCCACCUAGGAGUCACUACACAUCACUGAAAAGGACUGCUUCAAACAUGUCCACUAACUCAACAAGCACAGAGCGGAAAACAGAAUCCCCAAAGGAAUCUUCUCACUCUGAGAGAGACGGCUCUAGACAGAAGUCUUCAAGUAGGGUGUAUGCUGACUCUGUAAAGGAUAAACCUGUGAAAGAAAAGCAGUCAGAAGGCAAGCCACAGAAAGAGGAGGAAAGCAGGCAAAAGCCAAGGGAAGAAGAAAAGUCUGCACGAGAGGAAAAUAGAGAACACAAAGACAAAAGUACAAGGAAGGAAGAGAAAGGUUUCCGUGAAAGGGAGGAACGCCCUUCAAGAGAUGAAAAUUCUUUCAAGGAUAUCAAACAGUAUAAAGAUGAUGAGCCACCAAGUGAUGAGCGACGUGAGAGAAUACAGAUGCAGCCACCUGCAAAGAAGAAAAGGGAUGAAGCUUUUGUGAAUGAGCGAGGAGAUCGAUACCGAAAUAAUGCUAGUAGAGGAGGACGCGAGUUCGUGCGUGGAAGAGGAAGAAGUGUUGGAAGUCGGGGAACAAGAGGAAGUUACCCUACCAGAGGAAGCAGGGGAGGAAGUUCAAGGGAUAAUAGAAGUUAUGACCGAGGUGCUGCAAGGUCUGCAGGUGGUCGUAAUGACCGUCGCCCAUUUAGCCAGGGCCGUGAUCGCUUUGGUGAAGACAACUAUUAUGCUGAGGGGGAAGAGUUGGAGGCUCCCCGGCGGCGCAGAAUGAAGGAUGAGGACAGUGAUCACUCAGAACAAAGUGAUUUUGGUACAAGUGACUCAUCUGGAGAAGUGGACAAGAGAGACAAUAACAAAUCUGGUCCAAGGGACAAAGACAGAAAUAAACGGCCUGGGUCUCGGGACAAUCGAGGUGGAAUCAGCCAACAGUUGGAUGAUCAAAGGGUUGAUGAUGGUGGUCAUAGACAGUCUCAUGAUGAUGGUGGUGAAAGAAUCCAACCUCGACGUGAUGAUAGACGUGAUGAUCGACGAGAUGACCGCAGAGAUGAUAGACGCAGUGAUGACCGUAGACAUGACAACAGGAUGAACCAAAGAAAUGGAGGAGGCUCUUUUGAACCAAGAGGAGAACCUUCCAGAAGAGGUCGUGGUGGUUCUUCUAUGCGAGGUCGUGGAGGCCGAGGACCUGGAGGAGGAGGUCCAGGUGGAGGGGGAGGAGGUGGUCCUGGUGGUGGAGGUGGACGGAUGUCAUCUGCACCCCCUGGCAGAGGGGGUUUCGGGAAGCCUGGAGACAAGGAAGAUUGGGGUGGAGGAGGAGGUGGAGGGCCUUAUCGAAAAGAAAAUAAAAGGCCCGGCCGAGAGCCACCACCACCAAGGUUUGCAAUGAAAAAAGGGCUAAAUUUAAACGAGAAGGGGAGGGGCACUGAUCGUGGUCGAGGACGCGGGAGAGGAAGAGGAGGAAGUGCCCCUCCUAGCACCAACAAUAAGCGGCCACAGCUUAGCAAACAAAACUCCUCAGACCAAGCUAAUGAAGGAAACGAAGAGUGGGAAACUGCUUCUGAAAGUAGUGGAAUCUUUGAUAAGAAUUCAAAAAACGAGUUUAAGGACAGGGAAAGAAAAGACUCCAACCCUGGUAAAAAGAGUUUCUCAAGUCAACGUCCAUUUAAUGAUCGACAAAAUAGAAAAGGAAAUCAGCAAGAUGGUGGUGGAAGGCGACAAAAUGGUGGUGUUGAUUAUAAUAAAAAUUCUGGGAAGGAAAGGUCACCAAAUCAUCUUUCAAAAAAUGGGAGUGGUCCUAGGGCUUCAAACGGGGGUCCUAGGAAACCAUAUAGCUCUAGUAAGAAAGAAAAUAUUGCCACAGUAUACAGGAUGGAUGAAGUGGUACCAAACAACCAGAAUGCUAUCAACAAUGCCAUCAACAAUCUCAAGAGUCGUCCGGGAAAGAAAUCUGACCUCACAGAUGUGUCAAAACCAUUGAAAUCAGAAGAGAAAAGAACAAGUGCAUUGGCUAAUAUUGAUAUCAACAAUUAUGCAAGUGUCGUGGUGAUUGAUGAUGCCCCAGAGGUAACCAUUGAUGAUCCAAAUUUCCUGUUUGACCGUAAUGAAGGUUUUCAAGAGGUCACCUCCAAAAAGGCAUUUAAAAGCAAACAGAAAGCUCAACAGGAGGCAGAACUAAGACAGAAACUUGUGGAAAGCAAGAAAUCUGCUGCAAAGGUUGUUGCUAAACCUAAAGGUGUAGGGCAGAUAAGUGAGAAACCAAGACAUGGCAGUAAGAGUAAGUUACCCCCACGUCUGGCAAGACAGAGGGAACAGCGCGAGAGGGAAAAGACAAAGCCAUUUGACAUGAAGAUUGAAAACUGGGAUAAUGAACUUGCAAACAACAUCCCUUCUGCUGCUGAAGCCAUGGAUCAAACAACAACUGAUGUCAAAAACGCCAUUGAACAGGUGAAUAGUGUAGCAGUAGGGUCCCCUGCCACUAUGCAACCCAUGCAUGUGUCUAUGAAUGGUGCCAUGACCCACGUUUCAGCCCCUGUCAGUGCCUGGGUGUCCAAACCUAUCAGCUAUGCUGCUGUCACAGGUGCACAAGUGUCUGCUGCCAAUGUGGAGAAUAAAUUUGACAAGGGGGAUCAACACGAUAGUGGAAUUGAUGUUAGUGACCAACCUAAUUCUGCAGGCUCUUCAACUAGAAGCUCCCCAAGUGCAGAAAAUAAAUUGAAGAUAGAUAAGAAUGAGAACAAGAUACCUGUUAUAGCAGUGGAUAUGAAAUCAAGUGAUGCCCCCAAACCACAAAGGCAACCAAAGGUUACACGCAGUGAAAAGGUCAGUGUGAAGGAAACUAUGGACAAGCCAGAUUCAAAAGUGGUGAAAAAACCUGAAAUACAAAAAGAAAAAUCACGAAAUACAACAUCAAUUGAGAAACCAGAACCAAUACAACUUCCUAGCUUCCCAUUUGGAAAGGGAGAUGAUGCAAGCGAGAUAAAGCUAGACUUCGUCUAUGAUGAUGCCCUGGCAAAGUUCCCGGAGAAAGUUGAGCCAGAGAAAGAUAUAGACAUGGUGGAACCCAACAUCUCUGUGGUGGCAAUGUCUAUUGCCAGUACAACAGUGAAUACUCAAUCUAUGGACACCACUUGUCCAACAUCGCCUGCAGCACAGGAUCUUAAUGAGAAAAUUGCAUCUGUGAAGACAUUCUGGGACCAAGUUGACCAGAUGUCUCCAGGAAUGGUCAUGUUUGAGCAGGGAAUAAAUACCUCUGGAUUGGUGAGUGCAGUGUCAACAUCAGAGACUGUAUCAGUGUCCGACUCCUUUAGUUCCUUUCCACCUGACAUGGAUACUGGGGUGAUGGUGAGCAAUGACACAGGCCUUGACCUUGACCCAGUAACCCGAGGAGACGACAACAAUAGUAGCCUGGCAACCAGUUUGUCACCUCGUGAGGAUGGACUCUCCUACAGCUCCAAUUCUGUUGAGGUCAGCGCUACCCUAGGGGACAACGGAAAGGCUAACGAACAAAGCAAUGUCUGCAAAGUGAAGCCCCAACAGCUACAGGCAUCCCUUGGUGGAGACUGCAGUAGUGGCACUAGCAGUGUGUUGAGUAACCCCUCAAGUGUGCCAAGUCCGCCAGCUUUACAGCCAAUUUUGCCCACUGUGUCUCAACAGACCUAUCAGGCCUUCCAAAUGGGAACCUCACAGCUAAUCACUCCUGAACCAAGGCAGGUACAAAACCAACCCGGUUUCGGUGGUUAUGGUUUGAGCCAACAGCAACCUCAGCUGGGACAGACAUUCUCACAGCAGAGCUUGUUUAUGCCUACAACACCGACCCAGUUGGACUCCUACCAACUUCCCCAGCUGUCUGCCUACACACACAGGAACCAGCCAGCCCAACAUCAGCCACAACACCAGCCUCAGGCUGCAUUUGGGCAAAACCCUGCUCCCCAGAAUACUAUCAUGGUGUCAUCUGCAACCUCCUCUCUCAUGUCAACAUCUAUAAAACCGCCACAAAAUGCAUAUGGGACAACUUUACAAAAGAAUAUGGGACCCAGUUCACUUCAGUUUGGACAACAGGGACUGAGUAGUAAUCUGCUCCAACCUUCACAGCAGAUCUCCUUCUUCCAGUAUGACCCCAACCAACCUUUUGGUACCAAUCAGUUUCUCGGCAACACACAGACUGCUCAGAAUGUGAACACAUCACAGAUUCUUGGCUCCCAGCUUGUUCAGCCCAGAGCUGCAGUUCAGAAUGUACCACAGGUGCAGGGAUCCUCUUCCUUUUAUCAGCAACCACAACAGAACAUUCAACAAACAAGUUUUUUCUCGACACAGCCAGGUUCCAAUAAUAUGCAGCACCUGGGAAAUGGUAAUAGGAAGAGUGGUGGUGAGCUGGUGUUCCAGGCAUGUAUUCUACAGGGUGCAAUACAACAAGCAGCUGCAGCAGGCGGACAAACCGCUGCCCAAUUCUUUGGAAACCAGUCAGCAGCAGCAGCUGCUGCUGGGCCUGGACUAAACCUUUCUCUGCAGCCCUCAGGUGGAGCUCAGCCACCCAUGGGUGUGGCCACACCUCAGCCCUCCAGUGGCUCAAAGCUGUCACAAUUUAACCCAUCACAACAGCAACAGCCACAACAGGGCUCACCACAGAGCACUCCGUUGAAAUCUCCGCCACAAACCCUAGGUCAGAAUAGUUUUGGAGUUGCACCUUCCUCUGCAUCUCAGCAGCAGAAUCAAGGCUCCAAGUUAUUCAACCUGAGUCAACUGCAGACUCCCAACACCAACCAAAGAUUCAACAAUGUGAGCUUCAACAACAACUUGCAUAACAAUAUGUCCAACAUCUCCACCAACAUGGCCAACAUGUCUAACAUGAAACAGUUUGGAGGGCAGAAGUUCAACCAGCCAUUUAUCGGACAGCCACUCCAAUCUGCAGGCCCAAUGGUGAGAUCUCCCAUGAUGGUGAAUAACUUCAGACCAAGUGCACCUCCAGUUCCUGCCACGUUUCCUAACCCCAUCCAGCGGCCUGGAGGGGUCCAGAUUCCUGGCAGUCCUCGACAACAACGCCCUCCACAGGUAGUACCCCCAGCAAGCAUUGCGGCGGUCCCUGCAUCUGGGGGAAACAACACCAUAAAAGCCCUACAGGCUAAACAGAGACAGGAGCUUCUGGCACAUGCACAGAAUUUCCUCAACCCACAGAACAAACCAAGCAUCAAGCUGAAGGCAGAGGCUUCUGUCAACGACAGUAAGAGCCCCCCUCAACCUGCUGCAUCUAUGGGGGCAGUGCCUGUGCCUAGCCCAAACUCAACAAGCACCAAGAAAGCAGAUGAGAAGGGCACUGAAAAGAAGUAACAGUUGCCUUCCAGUAAUCUUGGAGAGAUGUACUGAGCAACUAGGUUUUUUAUCAUGAAGUACUGAAUUUUUAUUUAAUUAUCAUUAACUCGUGUUUUAGUAUUUAGACUUGUUUUGUGAUAAUCUGUUGUAUGAACAGCUACAAGAUAGCACAUGGACAUUUCACAUCAAGAUUUGGAAAAAAAACUUUCUUGUGACAUUAACAUUUUGAGUAAUAUGAAACCAAGAAAAGACAUGUGUUUUGAUGAAGUUGAAAUAGAGUGGACAGGGACUAGCAAACAGAAGGAAAAAAGAAGUGUAUUCAUGGACAUUUAUUGUGACAUGGAUUGAUUGGAGGAAGGAUUGACGUGUUCACAAUUGUCUGGUACCAUCUAUGCACAUGUACCAGACAACACUUGGUGAUCAUCCAUGCUUUUGUGAUGUACAGUAGAUAUGAACAUGUAUACAUGCACCUAUGGGGAAAUCAUUAGCUUCUCGAAACGAAUAUUGCCAUAAGUAUUAUUGUAUUAUUUAUUUAUUAUAUUUAUCUGUUUUCCCAAUGGGACACGGACGGGAAUUGAGUGUUAAUAUUUUCUUCGACCCUAGUCGUAGAUUGUAAGUAACGGGCCAUGACUGCCUCAACAAUUAUACAUAUGUAUACAUACAAUGUUGAUACUGGUGUACCCCAUAGGUGGCAUAGGUAAGGAGUUUACAUACUUUUAAUUUACUAUAUAGCAAGUGCUGUAAUCUCACCUCUUGCCAUGUAAAACAAAAAAAUGGAUCUGACAUGUUCUAUUUAGUAUGCAUGCAUUGUGAAAUGGUAAUUUAGCAUUUCAAAUCACUUGUAAAUUAGCAUGUUUGCACACAAAGUAUGGGAUAGGUUAGGCACGUCAGAAAUGGAUGUAUAAAAGGCUUUGAGGGGAAGUGCUAGUUCUGUAGUAAGUUGAACUUCUUGGUCAUUUAAUGAGUAUGGAGGAUGACCAAAGAAAAGUUAGAUGUCCACCUUCUGUUAAUAAUUCUGAUAGUUACUGUAUAGACUUUAAAGUCUAGGGAAAGCUGAGCACACAGAGAUGCUGGAGAUUCGAUAUUUAGUUCAAGAAUUCAAUGAACACAAAACUUUGAGUUGUGAUUUUAACAUUUCUAGCUCAACAUUUUUAAGUGAAAAGAGGAGAUGAGGGAAAGGAGGAAAGUCAAUGAAAUUCAAACAUAAGAUUUAUGAAGAAUGAAUCUUAAAGCUACCAAAAGGCCAAACAUUUUGCCUCUGAAUUACCAAAAUGGCGAACAUUAUCAGUUUGGAGUUGGUUUUAAUUUAGGUAUACGUUGUGUCGUAUGCAAGAUACCUUGGGAUGAAUUUGUGAUGGUUACUGCAAGAUGCCCCGAUCACCAGUCUGUCCGUGCUGCUAUUGCCCCAGUAGCCUGGCAGAUCUGGUGAAAAGAAAACUCAUUUACAUGUUAUUAAUAUAUAAAACUUCCAGCGUUACCUGGUGGACUAUGCCCCAGUCCCUUGGUGACGAUUGGACCAUUCUUACCUUACGAGUGUGACAAGGGCAAGGCCACCAUGGCUGCCCACCAUGUAAACAUGCCCUGUCCUUCACUCAGCUGUGUGUUUCAUUUUCUUCAUGGUUAGUAUUCUUUAUAGAUACCCCACCCCUUUUUUCACACGGUUCUUAAUUUAAACGAAAAGACUGAUGUCGUUUGCUAGUUUGAUAUUUAAGUAGAUGAGGAUAUAUAUGUGAAGAGCUGGUGUUUUUUUUUAAUUGUUUUUUUUUUUUUUUUUUUAAAUUCAAGGUCUUUGUGGUUGAUACUGUGGAAUUGCACAAGUUGAUGUGAAAACGGUUAGGGCACAUUACUCAGUGAUGAUGUCCUGAUUCGUUCGGUUUUUGUGUUGCAAUACUUGUGUAUGUAGAGGAGGUAUGUAAAGGUAUAGAGUUGGUUGUAUACAGGAUGGAUGCAUGUGUAUUGUAUGUACAUGCAUGUGCUGGUGUGAUAUUUUAACAGAAUUGUGAGUGGUGGUCAUCUGCUCUUCCUACUCCCAAAUGGGGCGAGGAGAUGUCAUUGUGCGAAGGUGAUUGACAGACAAGGUGCUAAAGCAUGUCAUGUCGGUUGUCUUAUAACAUCCAUCAACUUUCUACUCAUUUAUAUACCACAGAUUUUAUGUUCAGUUUCUAUUUGCCUCCAAAGUCAUCUGUAUGUAGCUCUGAACAAAAUAAAGAGCGCUCUGAUGUAA